Molecule: messenger RNA, 1153 nt
Organism: Cervus elaphus (red deer)
Lineage: Eukaryota; Metazoa; Chordata; Mammalia; Artiodactyla; Cervidae
Gene: VPS28
Product: VPS28 subunit of ESCRT-I
Exons: 11
Coding region: 339-1022 (227 amino acids)
Biological process (GO): protein transport to vacuole involved in ubiquitin-dependent protein catabolic process via the multivesicular body sorting pathway
Cellular component (GO): ESCRT I complex
Molecular function (GO): protein-containing complex binding
Source: RefSeq, a predicted model, not a curated record
CGCAGGCGCAGACGGCGGGGCCUGGCGCGCAGGCGCGGGAGUAGACGUCUGACGCGCCCCGCCCCCGCGCCGUCGCUGGGACCUGCGAGGCGGUCCAGCACGUCUCAAACUGGCCCCAGCCACUGCAUCAGCUUCUCAAGUGGGCAGGGCUCCUGCUUCCACUGUCUGCUCAGCUCACUGCCCAUCUGGAUCCCCGAGGACUUGUCGCCAAUCUUCCAGUGACUUCAGCUCGCUGUGCCAGGAUAAGUCCAGACUCCUCUUGGCCUGUGAGUGGUGACUCCUCCAGUGGCUGCAGCAUCUUCCUCUCUCUCCCGGUCACCUGACUCAGAGCCGGUAGGAUGUUUCACGGGAUCCCAGCCACUCCUGGCAUGGGAGCCCCUGGAAACAAGCCGGAGCUGUAUGAGGAAGUGAAGCUGUACAAGAAUGCCCGUGAGCGGGAGAAGUACGACAACAUGGCAGAGCUGUUUGCAGUUGUGAAGACAAUGCAGGCCCUGGAGAAGGCAUAUAUCAAGGACUGCGUCACCCCUAAUGAGUACACUGCAGCCUGCUCCCGACUCCUGGUCCAGUAUAAGGCGGCCUUCCGGCAGGUCCAGGGCUCAGAAAUCAGCUCCAUUGAUGAAUUCUGCCGCAAGUUUCGCCUGGACUGCCCGCUGGCCAUGGAGAGGAUCAAGGAGGACCGGCCCAUCACCAUCAAGGAUGACAAAGGCAACCUGAACCGCUGCAUCGCCGACGUGGUCUCGCUCUUUAUCACGGUGAUGGACAAGCUGCGCCUGGAGAUCCGAGCCAUGGAUGAGUGGGCGCUGUUCCUUCAGAUCCAGCCUGACCUGCGGGAGCUGAUGGAGACCAUGCACCGCAUGAGCCACCUGCCCCCUGACUUUGAGGGCCGCCAGACGGUCAGCCAGUGGCUGCAGACCCUGAGCGGCAUGUCGGCCUCAGAUGAGCUGGACGACUCCCAGGUGCGCCAGAUGCUCUUCGACCUGGAAUCAGCCUAUAACGCCUUCAACCGCUUCCUGCACGCCUGAGCCCUGGCCCCCCAGACCCACCUUCCACCUUGGUUCCCACUUCUCCGGACACCUGCUGCCCACGACCACCCGUCUGUGUCUGUUCAUGCGUCUGGAGUCCCCUCUUCCCAAUAAAGCUGUUUUCUGAUCUC